Pseudomyrmex gracilis is the source of this 1493-nucleotide messenger RNA. RefSeq lists its product as uncharacterized. The record is from RefSeq and is a predicted model, not a curated record. NCBI's taxonomy places the organism in Eukaryota, Metazoa, Arthropoda, Insecta, Hymenoptera, Formicidae. The coding region runs from base 222 to 1175 and encodes 317 amino acids. The transcript has 4 exons.
GCACUCUCGGAUGAACUAACGCGAAAAAUUAUAAUUGGGACGUAUGGAUUUCUCUCUUCGUGCUCUUUGAGUCCAUUAUAACAUUUGACCGAAUUGACUAAAACUGGUCAGGCUUGCUGAAGUGAACCUAAUGAAAACAUAAGGAAAACGCCCCUUAGGAAAAGCACAAUUGAUCGAAACAAACGAAUACUCGCGCUGCAGUAUGCUCGUCAUAUACUAAAAUGGCAUCCGCGUCUCUGAAGGGCACUCGCAAAACGUACAGCUUCGAAGAGCGAAGGAUUUUGUUGUCGUUGAUAAACAAGCACAAGAUCAUCGAGGACAGAAAACCGGAUCCGCUCUCUAUAUGCAAGCGGAAAUCGGCGUGGUUGCAAAUCACUCAAGAAUACAAUUCCAUGGUCGAACCUCGAAACGCGCGUUCUUCCGUGCAGCUAAGACGUUGCUGGGAGAAUAUGAAAGCCUGCAAGCGCAAUCGCGAGGAGAAGAAAUUUCGUUAUGACAAUGCAAAAGCAACCUGUCAAUCGACAAGAGACGACGAAGAAUCGACGAAAAAUCAAUGGAAAGAUGUAAAUUACGAUCAGAACAUGACGGAAGCACCGACGUCUACUAGAAAUGUAGGAUUGCCACCAAAUGUGAUAUUCGAGCCGAAAAAUUCGGAACCGUUCACUCUGCAAAGCUUCGUCAAACCUUUAAAUCUAACCUGCUCGAAGAAGGAUGCGGACAGUUGCAAAAAUUUAGAUAAUGGCGCGUUUAAACAAGAUGGCGACGAUGCUGAUAAGGUAGAAUGCGACGCCGUUUUGUCACCUGAUGUUUCAGCGAAUGAUUGUUGCAAAACGUUCGCCAAAAAAACCACCAAUUUGCCUGUAAUCGAUCAAUCAGCGAAUAACGUCGAGAAAAACUACACAAAUUUGGAACCAAACGCUUCGGAUGCUUUUAUUUCGCCUUCCGUAAUGCGUUCUGUCGAUCAUAAUCGCAAGAAAAAAGCCACACGAGAGGACGAACUACACCUUCUCGCGCUCUCAGAGGCGCAGAUAAAGGUUGACAUCGCGGCCAUGAUGAAAGAGGAGGCGAGGAUUAUGUUGGAAGAAGCGAGGAUCAAGUUAGAGGAGGCUCAUUAUCGCAAAGAGGAAGCCAGAUUCAAAAUGUUGUUUUUCUGUUCGCAAACGGAGCAGAAUUAAAGAGGAUUUAUGCGCGCAGUUUCUGCGGUAAGCCGAAUAUUGAUUGUCUCGGAAACGUUAGACGAAAUAUAAACUCGACCGAAGAUUCACAAAAGAGGUAAGAUAAAUGAUUUGAACAAAAAAAUAAUUAAACAUUGACACAUUCAAGAAUAGAAUUUAAGAAUAUUUUAAACAAUCUUGUUUUAACGUUUCUUAAAAAUGCAUUAUCUUUCGCUAUUUAUGUUUUCAAUCGCGAUGUUGUAUCGCACAUAUAGAUAACUUUGUAAAAAACACAAACUUGGUCUCUGUAUAAUAUCGAUUUACUCUUCUCGUUACUGC